UGUGUAUUGUGUCUAUUGGGUCGUUUGGGUUUACGAAACAUGCUGUCGCUUCAGAGCAUGACUGCGAGACAACGCGAGUUGUACGACAACGUCAAGAAUGCGAGUGGAACGGAGGAACUGACCAGAGCGCAAAUUGGCGAUGUGGAAGCACAAGCGAUCGCUGAAGCACUCAAAGUGAAUACCACGAUGACCAAGCUCUAUUUGGAUGAGAAUCAGAUUGGACCGAUUGGAGCACAUGCGAUUGCCGAGGCACUCAAAGUCAACAAGACGAUGAUUCUGCUCGAUAUGAGCUCCAAUCACCUUGGCAAUGCUGGAGCGGAGGCGAUUGCAGAAGGGCUCAAACUGAACACGCAGCUCACGGAGUUUCGGUUGCAUGAGAAUGAAAUUGGCGAUGCAGGAGCACAAGCGAUUGCUCAUGCACUCGGCGUCAACGUGACGUUGAGUUCGCUCUAUUUGCAGCAUAAUCAAAUUGGUGCUGCUGGUGCGCAGGCGAUUGGCGACGCGCUCAAAGUCAACAAGACAGUGAUUAAGCUCAAUCUGAAUGACAAUCCGCUUGGUGAUGCCGGAGCGCGUGCGAUUGCUGAGGGACUCAAAGUGAACUCGACGCUGCCUUGUCUCUUACUGAGCGCGAAUCAGAUUGGCGCCGCAGGAGCGCAGGCGAUUGCCGAGGCACUCAAAGUCAACACGGGACUGAUUCAGCUCUUAUUGAGUGCGAAUCAGCUUGGCACUGCUGGAGCGCAGGCGAUGGGUGAGGCGCUCAAAGUGAACACGACGCUGACUGAGCUAUUUUUGGGCAACAGUCAGCUUGGCGAUGCUGGAGCACAGGGAAUCGCUGAGGCACUCAAGGUGAACACGACACUGACUACACUUCAGCUGGAAACGAAUCAGAUUGGCAAUACUGGAGCGACGGCGCUUGCUGAAGGACUCAAAGUGAGCACGACGCUGGACGUGCUCAAUCUGUGGGAAAAUCAGAUUGGCGACGAUGGAGCCCAGGCGUUUGCUGAGGCACUCAAAGUAAACACGACGCUGGCUGGGCUCAUCUUGGACAGGAACGAAAUACGCGAUGUAGGAGCGCAGGCACUUUUUGAGGCACUCCAUGUGAACACGAAGCUGAAGAGUCUCUUUCUAUCAAAUAACUUUAUGGGCGAUGCUGUUGUUCAAGCGUUUGAUCAGGCUUGGCUAGGCAGCUUUAUGAAAUACGUUUCCGUCCGCAACCAGAUAAGCCCUCGUGUGCUCUCCUUACGUCCACCAUUAGCAAUCGCUGCAGACCGGGAGGCUGUGCUUCACUUGCUGAUCAGCGGCCCAGAGCGGGAGGAUCAAUUGGCGUCUCUACCAGUCCUACCAACCGAGAUUGCCGACCACAUUCUGGACGAGGCGCAUUACUGGCAAGGCAUUCAGCACACGAAACGAGAGCUGUUUGACUACGAUGAUCUCAAAGUCACACUGCCUCGAAGCGCCGAUGGACGCGCGAUCCGUGUGAAGUCAAUUCGGGUGCUUCGGGACAGGGGCGAUCGCAGUCCGUUCACAGACGACGAUGCUUUUGAUGUGGUUGUUCGGGAUGAGCACGGCGUUGUUCGAUGCGAGUUUGCUGCGAAUUCGACGUUCGUCGAUUCGACUCUCGAAUCCUUGACGCUCUGCCCAGCGAGUACUCCGAUCAUCCGAGAACUGCGCGAGGGCUGGGAAGUUCGAGUUUCUCCCAGCACGCAAUGGCAAGAUGUGCAAUUCGAGUAUCUUUAUGUCGGAUAUAUCGAGCGGCCGAUGUUUGAAUAGAAAUUUGGUGUGUCGGCUUUUUUUGUUUUUUUUUUGUUUGUUUGUUUGUUUGUGCCCUUCUCUCGUAAUUUACCAAAUCUGAUUGACUUGACCAA
Molecule: messenger RNA, 1865 nt
Organism: Capsaspora owczarzaki ATCC 30864
Lineage: Eukaryota; Filasterea; Ministeriida; Capsasporidae
Exons: 16
Coding region: 40-1770 (576 amino acids)
Molecular function (GO): protein binding
Source: RefSeq, a predicted model, not a curated record